AUGGUGUGGCUCUCGUCGGAAUCACGUCGCGUCGGGUUAGCAAAAAGUACUUUGCGAGUUCGGAAGCACAGAAUUGUUGGUGAGAUUUCUUAUAUCCACAAUGAAGAUGAAGAUGCCGACGACGAAGAUGAAGGUAGAGAAGUUCCUGUGUUGCAAGCGGUUGGUGAGGAGGAAAUCCGAGUAGAAAUGGAACCAGAGAAUUUUCAAGAAGUCUUAGAGGAAAUUGAGAACCCUAUUGCAUUUGACGAAUCUCCUAGUAACUCAGAUUCAGAUUCAGAAGAAUCGAAUAGUUCUACAGACUACGAAGAUGGGUUUGAAGAUGGAAUUCUAGAAGUAGUGGAAGAUGAGCCAAACGAAGUAAAACAACUUCGGGAAUGGGCAAUUACAAACGAAAUAGAGCAAAAUGAUGUUGAUCAACUUUUGAAAAUACUACGGCGUAGACUUUUACCCGAAUUACCGAAGUCCGCUAAGACCUUUUUAGGUACAAGUUCAGCAAAAUAUAAUAUUCGAGAAUUGCAAGAUGCAGAUGGAUGCGUUGGAGAAUAUGUAUAUUUUUGA
Belonocnema kinseyi is the source of this 558-nucleotide messenger RNA. RefSeq names its product zinc finger and BTB domain-containing protein 7C-like. The transcript is spliced from 4 exons. NCBI's taxonomy places the organism in Eukaryota, Metazoa, Arthropoda, Insecta, Hymenoptera, Cynipidae. The record is from RefSeq and is a predicted model, not a curated record. The coding region runs from base 1 to 558 and encodes 185 amino acids.